CCGAGAUCUCGUGCAAGCGUGCAGCGCCGCUAUGGAGACCCCAUUCCCUAACCCCUCUGCGUCUGGCUCGACCCGAAGCGUGGCGACCUCAGAAGACACGCCGAGCGCACAUAGCGAACCGCCAAGCCUUACCCCCUCCGACAGCAACCCGCCCACAACCGCCAACACAGCAACAAAAGCAGACACAGCAACAACCGCCGACACAGCAACAACAGCAGACGCAGCAACAACACAGAGUGGUAGCACAACACACUCUCCUCAACCCACCUCCGCAUCGGCACCUUCAAGCACCGCCAUGUCGUCGUCCUCGGCGGCGACGCGGACCACCAAGCACCGCAAUCGAUGCAGCUUCUUCGGGUGCUGGCGCAAGGACCGAGACAUGACCGACGGCGCCGUGCACAUUGGCAAGAUGCGACGAGAAGAAAUCCUCCUGGGCCCAGGUGGAUGGCCCGCCCCGCAGUCGUUUGAAGCCAAGUGCCGCUUCGACCGGGAGCUCUCCAAGGCUCGUGCCGUCGUCUGCGCAUCCCAUUUGAACGCAAAGGGCAGAGAUAAGCGCACGCGUCGCAGCCGCAAGCCAUUUUCGCCAACCGACUUUGUUCCAAUGCAUCGUUCCGUUGACCACGACCAAGACGAGCAGCAGCAGCAGCAACAACAAUCGCACGCACAGCAGCAGCAGCAGCAGCAGCAUCUGCCGCCGCAAGCAUCGCAAGCCACAUCGGCUUUCCUCCCCGCCGGUGCACAACAUGGGGGCAUGCAAAACGCGAGCGAAUAUGGCCACCCUUUCACCGCACAGCCCAGUGUCUUUCGGCAUCCUCAACCACAUGUAUCUUCGAUGAUGCAGGAUGCCACACUCUCCCGACCGCUUGCGCAACAGCCAUCGUUGAGUCAGAACGUGCUGAGCUCGUUGUUAUCGGCCAUGUACCAGCCAUCCCAACAGCAGCAACAACAACAACAGCCACAACAACAACAGCAACAACAACAGCAGCAGCAGCAGCUUCAGCAGCAACAACAACGGUACCAACAACACAUGCAGCUGUCGCAGAUGCAGAUAGGGGGCCAACAGCAAACCGGCUUCGGCCAUUCCCAACAGCACUAUGCACAACCGCACCGGCAGCAGCAGCAGUAUAGCAGCCAGCACUACGCGCAUCAGCAGCAGCUGCAAGGCAUGCUGCAACAACAAAUCGAACAACUCCAACAGCAGCAGCAGCAGCAGCAGCAGCGAGCCCAACAACAGCAGCAACAAGCCCAACAACAGCAGGUGCAGCAGGCACACGGACUGACAUUGGAUUAUGCAGCGCGGUUCUCAUCGGCACUGCGCACGUCCAUGACAUCACAGCAGCAGCAGCAACAGCAGCAGCAGUGGCAGCAGCGUGCUAGCAACACCGUAUCCUCAUCGUCUCAACGAAACCCACUCAACCAGCACGGCUCGCGGCAGCUACAGCUGGCGCCAGCUCAAGCGCGAGCACGCAAGGAUGAACGCACGAGCCAGCAUCCCCUGCAGAGAGAACGGCAACGAGAACAGCAGCAGCAAGAGCAGCAAGAACAACAGCAGCAAGAGCAACAAGAACAACAGCAGCAAGAGCAGCAAGAACAACAGCAGCAAGAGCAACAAGCGCAGGAACAAUCGUCCACCCUUGACUCUGCCUCUCCCGUGGACGAACAAGACAGCAACGCGAGCGACGACCGCAAUCGCAACGACGUUGAUGACGAUGGUGGUAGUGGUGCCGAUGGCCCUGAUGGGCAGCGAGAGGGGGAGGACGGCAGUAGCUCCCAGCAGGUGAGCGUGAACAGUGACAGUCCCUCCAGCAGUGACAGCGGCGGCAACGGCAAGCGGGGCUCAACAAAGACAUACAAGAAGGCUGCCUGCAGCACAAGCAGUAUCAACAGCACAAGCAGCAGCGGCAGCAGCAACAGCAACAGCGGGUCCGGCAGUAGCACAACCCGCCUUGCCCGUGUCUUGCACACCCUGCGCGACAAAGCAGAUGACCCAGAUGCAACCGCCACCCCAACGGCCACUCACGCUCCGACAUCAGGAAGAGGGGCCAACACAUCAGCCGCAACCCAAGACAACGCCAAGCAGGAUGCAACAGCUUCUGCACCAACGAAACCCACGGCGGCAACAGCAACGCUGCAACCACCACCACUGCAGCCGACGGGUUCAGCAGUGAAGCGCGAUGGCAUCCGAGGCGGGGCAGGUGUUGAUUACCACACACAGGUGGUUGAGGAGACGCUUGAAGCACUUGCAAAGAGCAAACGGCCCCAGGACACUGUGGCCGUGACGCUGGUCGCCAAUGUGCAGCGCACUGGCGGUCAGCAGACAGUGGCUGUUGCGCAGCAGAAGAAGGUGCGUGGCGGCGUGGGUGGUGACUUGGAUGCUGGGUUGGAGUUGGCAGGCGCGUUUCGAAAGCGCGACGGAGACUUGGGCGGUGGCCAGGAUGAUGACGACGACGAUGAUGGCGUGGCUAGCAGCAGCAGUAACGGCAACAGCAAUAGCAACAGCAACACCAACGGCAGCAGUGGAAGCGGCAGCAGCAGCAACAACAAUGCCAUGCAUGUGCAUUCCUCAUCGUCUUCAAGCACGACCAACUCCAACGGUCACAACCAGCGGCUUGCUUCCGGUACAUCUGGCAUUUCCUCUGGCACGGGCGCGUCCCACCCAGACUCUGCGUCGUCAUCGUCCCUCGCCACCAACACCCCCUCCAACGCAGCACCGCCCACAGCCACAUGCACGGGCGAAGGCAGUGGCAGCACAAGCAGCCGCCCUCACAGUGCAAACAGCAGCAACAGCGGCGGCCGUGACGGUGCUGAUGGUGCUGACGGUGCUGGUGGACAUGGAGCCACUGGCCAGCAUGAUGUCUUCGUCAUCCUCGUCGUCGGUGCAGCCAGCAUCGUCGCCCACCUCUGGCUCAGCAUCAUCGGUAACAAAGACAUCAACAGACGACAAGCUGACAACUGCGGUUGCUUCAUCGUCAUCGCCAUCAUCGGCCACGCCGCCGACAGCAAAGGGAAACCAGGCAGAAGAAAACAACGAACCAGGUGA
Salpingoeca rosetta is the source of this 3040-nucleotide messenger RNA. RefSeq lists its product as uncharacterized. The coding region runs from base 32 to 3040 and encodes 1002 amino acids. The transcript has 3 exons. Lineage: Eukaryota; Choanoflagellata; Craspedida; Salpingoecidae. The record is from RefSeq and is a predicted model, not a curated record.